This is a messenger RNA of Amborella trichopoda, 594 nucleotides long. Its product is annotated as small ribosomal subunit protein uS14z/uS14y/uS14x. The record is from RefSeq and is a predicted model, not a curated record. NCBI's taxonomy places the organism in Eukaryota, Viridiplantae, Streptophyta, Magnoliopsida, Amborellales, Amborellaceae. Gene Ontology annotation, molecular function: zinc ion binding; structural constituent of ribosome. Gene Ontology annotation, biological process: cytoplasmic translation. Gene Ontology annotation, cellular component: cytosolic small ribosomal subunit; ribosome.
CGUAUCCUCAGUCGAUGUUGUGCAAAAGUAGGGUUUUUUAAGCGUCAGAAUCUCCACGAACUUCCUUCUCCUGCUCGGCGGCCCCUCAAAAUUAGGGUUUGGAGGUGAAGAAAUAAUGGGGCACUCCAACGUUUGGAACUCUCAUCCUAAGAAAUAUGGACCUGGUUCUCGUACCUGCCGUGUGUGCGGGAACUCCCAUGGAUUGAUUAGGAAGUACGGGCUCAUGUGUUGUAGGCAGUGCUUCCAUAGUAAUGCCAAGGCUAUUGGCUUUGUCAAGUAUCGUUAAGGAAGAAAUUGGCACUCCAACAGGACACGAAAGAGAGAUGCGUGUUGGUCAAUUUUUGCGUCUUGUCUUAUUUGGGUGCGUUUUUGGUACUCUUCAUUGAACUUUGGAUAUGAGAAUAUCAGUGGUUUAAUUUUGAGAUUUCAAAACCUGUUUAACUCAAUCCAUUAAGGAGUAAGUUCCUGGUUUCUUUUGGACUUCAAAUGUAAUAUGGGUGCUACCACAUGUUGCUAAUAUUUUGUUCCUAGCUAAUCAAACAUAUAUCAUAAGCAAUCCUAUUGUGUGAUAUAAAACAACGGGCUUUGAGCGAA